Messenger RNA from Aureobasidium musti, 2940 nucleotides. The record is from the annotation of a GenBank genome assembly. NCBI's taxonomy places the organism in Eukaryota, Fungi, Ascomycota, Dothideomycetes, Dothideales, Saccotheciaceae.
AUGGAUUCAGCAUCCCUCGACAAUGCCACGGCCACAGUCUACAUGAAACAUCACCGACAUGGUCACUGGGUUGCCGAACACAAAGCCCAACGUCUUCUGUCCAUUGUACACUUCGCCUACCCCAUCGUACUGCUCUUCUUCUUCCUCACCACCUUCACCAUCCGCAGCAUCCUGACCGCCAGGACUGACGCAACCGACGACACCAAUUCCGAACCACAAUUGGGUCCCGGCGGCAAGCCUUUACCCAAGAAGAAAGCUCCCACAGACAAUACCAAAAACUUCCUUGAUUUCAGCAGACCUCGCAAGUUGCUCUUCGAGUGGUUGUCCCUAGCAGCCACCCUUACUCUCGCUGGCAAUGCUGUUACUAUAAUAGUUCAUGCCCUCUAUGCGCGCAAGGAAGAAUGGUGGUGUGGCCAAGCCACAGUUGUCUAUGUUGUGGGUGCAUUCAUGGUUUACACUAUGAUCCUCAUCUCCAUUUUCGAUACACAACCCUCUCCCACUUGGGCUCAUGCUUCAACAUGGACUCUGGCUGCCGCAAUGGAAAUCGUCCUGCUCGCUUCCUCGUUUGCCCUAUAUACUCAUGCACACCACGAACCUAAAGCAGGAGACCCAUCAGGCGGUCACCUGGAAAGAGAAAUGACCGAAUGGGAAAUCACUGGCGUCACACUGGAUUUGAUCCGCAUCAUCUUGCUCCUGGCUCUCGUGGCGUUCUACGUUCUUUUCGUCACGCUGCACGCGAGAAGCCAAAGAAAGCAGACUGAUAGCCAGCCCUCUGCGAGCGAAACCACUGGACUUCUUGCUGAAGAUCGAGCUGAAGCUGGUGCCGCUAACGGAUCUGCCAACGGAGCCAACGGAUACGGUGCCACACAGCCAAAUGGACACAACAAACCGAAAAAGGCUGCAGAUGCCCCUGCUGGCUGGGAAAAGCCAACGACAACGCCCUCUAGAAGCUGGUGGGAAUAUAUCAGAGGAUACUCCCUCUUCUUCCCAUAUCUCUGGCCCUCAAAGGAUCGUCGAUUACAAAUAGCCGUCGUCGUUUGUUUCGCCAUCAUGCUUGUACAACGCGGUAUUCAGUUCCUGGUGCCUCUCCAGGCUGGUGUCAUAACUAAUGAACUCGCUGAUGAUGACAAAACUGGCAUGCCAUGGAAAUCCAUUUGUCUCUAUAUUUUCUUUCGCCUCCUGCAGGGUAACAACGGUCUGCUUGGCGCAACCCGAUCCAUCAUUUGGAUCCCGGUUAGCCAAUACUCUUUCCGUGAGCUCUCAGUUGCCUCCUUCGAACAUGUCCAUAGCUUGAGCUUGGAUUUCCAUUUGGGCAAGAAGACUGGCGAGGUUCUAUCUGCUCUAGGUAAAGGUAACGCUAUCAACAACUUUCUGGAAUCAGUCACAUUCCAAGUCAUUCCCAUGCUGGUUGAUUUGUUUGUCGCUAUUGGCUAUUUCAUGAUCAGGUUCGAUGUUUACUAUGCUCUGAUUAUCGCUGUUGUCACCUUCUGGUAUAUCUACUUGACCAUUCGCAUGGCACAAUGGCGUGCCGAGAUCCGCAGGCAGAUGGUGAACUCGGACAGAGAAGUUGAUGCUGUCAAGAAUGACUCUAUGGUCUCAUACGAGACUGUCAAAUACUUCAACGCCGAAGCCUACGAAUUCAACAGAUACCGUGAGGCAGUCGACAAAUAUCAGAAGGCAGAAUAUUCAGUCGUUCUAUCACUGAACUUCAUGAACGUCACACAAAACAUGGUCUUUAUGGUUGGACUGAUGGUCGCAUGUUUCGUUGCUGCUUACCAAGUCACUACUGGUCAACGCAGUGUCGGUGAUUUUGUGACCUUGUUGACCUACAUGGCCCAGCUGCAGGGACCUCUGAACUUCUUUGGCACCUUCUACCGCAUGAUUCAGAGUGCUAUGAUCAACUCCGAGCGUAUGCUUGAGCUGUUCAAAGAGCAGCCAACCGUGGUAGAUGCUCCAGGAGUCACGACUUUGCCUAGUUGCGAAGGUGAUGUGCGCUUCAACGACGUUCACUUCGCCUACGAUUCCCGCAAGCCUGCUCUUCAGGGACUGGACUUCCAAUGCAAGCCAGGUACCACAACUGCCCUGGUCGGAGAAUCAGGCGGCGGCAAGUCGACUGUCUUCCGCCUGCUCUUCCGCUUUUACAACUCCGAGUCUGGCACAAUUCAGAUUGACGGUCAUGAUGUCGCCGAUGUGUCCAUCGACAGUGUUCGCAAACACAUUGGUGUUGUUCCUCAAGAUACAGUCCUCUUCAACGAAACCCUAAUGUAUAACCUCAAGUAUGCCAAUCCUGCAGCUAGCGAUGAGGAUGUCUUUGAAGCCUGCAAAGCAGCAUCGAUCCACGAGAAGAUUCUCUCAUUCCCUGACGGCUACAACACCAAGGUCGGCGAGCGUGGUCUUCGUCUCUCUGGUGGUGAGAAGCAGCGUGUCGCAAUCGCUCGUACCAUCAUAAAGGGUCCUCGUAUCAUUCUGCUCGACGAAGCUACUGCUGCUCUGGACACCGAGACCGAAGAACACAUUCAACAGGCUCUCAUGACCCUUGCUCAAGGCAGAACCAUGCUCGUGAUUGCGCACCGUCUCUCGACCAUCACCAUGGCUGACCAGAUCUGUGUUCUUCAUGAAGGUCGUGUUGCUGAGCGAGGCACACACCAGGAACUGCUAGACAUGAAGGGCAAGUACUACUCGAUGUGGCGCAAGCAAGUCCGCGCUCAGAGAGCAGCUGAAGAAGCAAAGGUUCUCAAGGACAAAGCCGAAAGAUUGCGACGUGAGAGCCGUAGCGGCGAAGUACCACAAGAAGGUGACACUUCGGCUGGCAGCAGUGAAGACGAAAAGGAGAGACAACGCAGCGCACAAAAGUCUCAAAACAUGCAGGCUCCUGUCGAUGCUGGCGAAGCUGCUCCAGAGAUUGCACGACAGCACGAACGACCACAUGGGCACCCCUGA